UGCAUGACUAGGAAUGAAUACAGUCGUAGUAGCCGGCAGAUGAAUACUUGCAGGGCAUUUCAAGUUUUCUUUCGCUCUAGGAGUUCGUAGCAUUUUUAGUUUUCUGCUACAGUGAAUUUAUGACCUCUUCCGGCACGAGUUCUGGCCUGGUGUCUGUUUUAUAUAGUAACGAUUAGUCGUGCUUCUAGCUUUAGAGCAGAUUUGUUGCAAUUCCUUGAAUUUCGUCUGGUUUUGAAGUUUGGGUUGUGGUUUCUAGCAAUUUACGAAGUGUUCGGCUGGGUCGAGGUUUUCAUGUCCACCUUGAUUUUCGGUGCAGAUUGUCGCUGUGGCUGCAACAAGGAUGUGCGAGUCGUGCUUCUUAGAAUCUGUGGGUCACCUUGAGCAGAUAUUUCUCUGCACCGGAACCUGAGUCUAGUUUACAAGAAAUUCAAAUGUCGGGCCGAGUUUGCAUCCAGCAGCGGCAGGGCCUUGUCUUCUGCCCUCGCGGCGGAAUUACCCCUUCCAGAGCAUUGCAAGCUCCUGGUGCACUCCUAUUUCACCAGCCGUCCAAAAGGUUUAGUCGUAGGGGAUUGACGGUUAGUAGACCGAAGUUUAGACUCCACAAGGCGCGAACAUCAAAGUGGUUUGCUGAGUAUACGGACUCUCGGGAUAGUUCUCAGGAUGUUCGAAGUGGUGGCGUAGACUUAGAUUUGGUUCACGGCGAUGGCGCAGCAUCAAACAGCGCGUAUCCAAAGUCGAGAGAAAUAAGGGAUGGGGAGCACACUUCUGUCAACAGAAUCUUUGUAGAUUCAAGUGCGAGUCGCUUGAACGGCCAUGCGAAUGGACACGUUCUAGAAGAGAGCUACUCUUUUGGGGAACAUCACUUUAGCAAGAUAAUUGAAGGAGAUGUGAUUACAAAGAGUGAUUCCAGAGGGAAAAGAAAGAUGCAGAAGCAAAAUCUGUCUGAAGAGGUUGACGAGACACUUAGUAGGGCAUCGGAUUCUCAAGUAAGCUUGACUGACGUUGAGUAUUACGUCCCUAUAUGCGGUCAUCGCGUAACUGGGGUGGUUGUAUCUGGUAACUAUGCGAAACUAGAUAUGGAUAUCGGGGCUGCUAAGCUCGGACAGAUGCAUGUGCAAGAGAUACUUCCGCUCGACAAAUUUCAAAUUGAUCAAACCAGUUGGAUCCUUGCUGACGACGCUGGUGAAGGAGGCGGUGCCGGUUUACCCCCCAAUGGUCACACCCAUGUUUUGUAUGAUGAGGAGGUCUUCACAUAUGAAGCCCCUGAGUCCCCACUUCUUGUUGAUAUUGGAACCGUGCUUGAUAUGGAGGUGGUGGGGAUCACAACGAGUGGCAGGGCUCUUUUGUCCGCCCGCAAAGCUGCUCAACGCAUUGAAUGGAACCGAAUCAUGCAGAUCAAAGAAGAGGAUGAACCUUUCGAAAUUACGAUUACUGGAUUCAAUAAAGCGGGACUCUUGGCUAGAGUCGAGGGACUACGUGCAUUUUUGCCUCAUGCUGAACUAGUUAAUCAGCCUGAUAUUUCAAAGGGCGAAAAUUACGAACCAUAUGUGGGCAGUACCUUAUGGGUGUCAAUUGCUUUUGCAAAGGAAAUCGAAGGAAAUCUUGUUCUGAGUGAGAAAAUCGCUUGGAUCAAACGGAGACUCCAGGUUGGGUCCCUUCACGAUGGCAUUGUAGCCCAACUGUACCCAUAUGGUGCUCUCGUGAAGGUCAAUGAAACGGGCACUAUAUGGGGAAUGAUACAUAUAAGUAACAUCUCAAAUGCACGGAUUGAUAAAAUAUCGAACGUGUUUGAAAUUGGAGAGCAAAUAAAAAUGAUUGUGGUGAAUUGUCCUAUUCCAGACAAAUUUUCCUUCAGUACUGCUCUCCUCGAAAGUGAGCCCGGGCUUAUGCUUCGCGAUAAGCAGAGAGUUUUCAGAGAAGCUGAGGAGAGGGCAAUAACGCUUCAGAAUGAGCAUCCAAAAUGGAAACAACCACCAGAUGAUAUUGCAGAAAAUUCAAGCACUGGGACCACUUCAAAACCCAUUGCAAAUUUGAAGUGGCUAGAAUUUGUCAAAGAGGAAACGCCUUUGUCACAGUUAUAAAAUGAUCACAAGUCCUUCACCAGAAUCACCUCUUUGUGUGGCUGAAUCGUCUUCAGUUCAUGAUAUAUAGCAUGAUGCACGCUCGAUGCGUUAUAUACAUUGUAAACGAAACUGCGACACCAUGCAACCGGAUUGUCACACGUUCUCACCUUCAAUGAAUCUAGCCAUUUGUCAACAUUCUUAGAGCUUGUCGCUACCAAUACCUCCAUUGUAAUUAGUCAGGCUGGAUAAAGUACGCAAUUGGGACGUUUUGACGACAUUGUUUUAGUUCCUUUCUAUCAUGCUUAACGUCCCAUGAAAUAUGUGGUAUAGAACGUUUCUCUUGUAGCUGAAUAACAGUGGUGAAGCCAUCCAUCUACAGGGCUUGUUUGCCUCAGAUCAUAUAAUAGAUUUUACUUACAUAAAAAUCUAUUCUAUAUAUAUACA
Messenger RNA from Physcomitrium patens, 2507 nucleotides. The record is from RefSeq and is a predicted model, not a curated record. NCBI's taxonomy places the organism in Eukaryota, Viridiplantae, Streptophyta, Bryopsida, Funariales, Funariaceae.